Macadamia integrifolia is the source of this 2023-nucleotide messenger RNA. RefSeq lists its product as uncharacterized. NCBI's taxonomy places the organism in Eukaryota, Viridiplantae, Streptophyta, Magnoliopsida, Proteales, Proteaceae. Bases 55 to 1068 code for a protein of 337 amino acids. The record is from RefSeq and is a predicted model, not a curated record. The transcript is spliced from 2 exons.
CUCUCUCUCCUAUCUCAGUGGAUUCGAAUUCGUUGAUUUGAUUUCGAAUUUUUUAUGAAGACUACUACUACUACUACUACUACUACAUCGACUGGAUCGAGAAGCUUUUGUUCUGUUUUUCUUUCUUCUUUCUUUUUCUUGCUUGAAGAGUUUGUUUUCUUUGAUCUGAUCUCUUCCUCUCGAGCAAGAAGAGACUCCAUGGCUGUUGCUAUCGAACGCUUCUCCAUCAGAGAGUAUGCUUCGAAGAUGAGGAGUGUUAAUGUGGAGAAGUCUUGGCCGUUUCAUGAUAAAGAAACGAUGAAGAAAGAAGAGUUGGCGGCAAAUCUUCCGUUGAUGAAAUGCCCGAAAUAUCGGUGGUGGAAGGAUGAGGUGGAGGCGAUGAGAUCUAAAUCUUCUAAUUUUCCUGCUAAUAAGUCUGAUGUUGAUGUUGUUGAUGAUGAUGAAAACGGUAAGAAGAUUCUAGAAGCAACUGGCGAGAGAAGCGGAUGUGUGUCUGAAAAGCUUCCGGUUGAGAAGAUUGAGGCGGUUUUGGUGACGGGUGAGGAGGAGAAGGUGGAGAUGAGUUGUCCGGUUUGUCGGAGUUUUACGGCGACAACUGUGAAUGCGGUGAACGCGCAUAUCGAUGAUUGUUUGGCUCAGACUACGUCGAAGGUGGAUCACCAGAGAUUACAGAUGAGGAAGUCUACAGAAACGCCGGCGGCUGUGACGACUAAGGUGAAGUCGAGGACAAGGAAGAGAAGAUCUAUUAUGGAGAUCUUCGCUGUUUCUCCGCAGAUCGAAGCUGUGAAGCUCGAUUGUGAGAAUCGACAUGUGGUGGUUCCUGAAGAGGAAGUUGAUUUGGAAGUCCUGAAGAAAGCAUCAUCUGAUGUAGUUGGAAUGAAGAAAAAGAGAGAAAAGAUAAACAAGAAUUGUUUGAGAGAUGAUCCGGGGAUGAUGACGUUGAAGGUGAAGAAUAAAUAUUUCAGUUUUUUUUUCAAAAAGAUGAACCGAUUCGGUUUGCUCUCCAAUGGUUUGAUUCAAAACGGUUUUCUCACUGGUUUAAGAUUGCAUCAUGGUAGAUUAAUCUGAGCCGUGAAUAUGAAAUUUUACACGUGUCGGCCGCCUAGGGGGCAUUCUACAGAAUUGUACGAGAUCUGAAUUUCAGACGAUUUCUUCCCUCCCCUUCCCUCUUGCCUCCAGAAUCUGGAUUAAAGCACAGUAGAGCUUGAAAACAUAGUUACAAGAGAUGAAGAUGUCUACCACCCUGUUCAUUCUAUUCUUCAUGAUGAUCUCCUCAAGCUAUUCUGUUAAUUUUUCAGCCACAAGAUCAGGUAUAAUGAACUUUGAAUUCUUGAUACCUUAGUUGUUCUUUUAUACAAAAUAUGUACAUGUUAUCUCUCUAAUUUUACCAUUUUUGUACUACAGGUUCUGAUGAAUUGACUCUUCACUUCAACCUUCCGGAGGUGAAAAUACCUAUCUUGUACAAAACGCUGUUAGAAAUUCUCUUUUUUAUAGUAGAACUUGCAUUUGAAACACCAAAAGAAUAUUUUCACCUCCUCUUUGACACCAGAAGUUACCUUACAUGGAUACAAUGCAAACCAUGUAAAGUUAGAUGCUUCAACCAAUCCCCUUUUUAAGGUAACUUCCGGUGUCAAAGAGGAGGUGAAAAUAUUCUUUUGGUGUUCCAAAUGCAAGUUCUACUAUAAAAAUAAGAAUUUCUAACAGCGUUUUGUACAAGAUAGGUAUCUUCACCUCCGGAAGGUUGAAGUGAAGAGUCAAUUCAUCAGAACCUGUAGUACAAAAAUGGUAAAAUUAGAGAGCUAACAUGUACAUAUUUUGUAUAAAAGAACAACUAAGGUAUCAAGAAUUCAAAGUUCAUUAUACCUGAUCUUGUAAUGAAAGGAAUGGCUCAGCUUGUAAUACAUUAGAACUAAGUGAAAUGAAAGCUUUAAUUGCUAUAAUUAUAACAGGCAAAUGAAGGUUGUGCGGAACGUAUGUGAGUAGUAAGUUUCAAGUAUUUGUUGAAAGAUGUUAUUUGUUUUCA